Messenger RNA from Prunus dulcis (almond), 683 nucleotides. RefSeq lists its product as uncharacterized. The record is from RefSeq and is a predicted model, not a curated record. The transcript has a single exon. The annotation marks the transcript as partial. Lineage: Eukaryota; Viridiplantae; Streptophyta; Magnoliopsida; Rosales; Rosaceae.
AUGGCCAACACACCCAAAUCUGGAGAAUCAAGCAAUAUUGAUAUGUCAAAACUGAUCUCUGAAAUGUCAAAACUCACUUCACCCUCACUCUCAACCUCUUCUUUGCCCACCUCAUUCAACAUCUCAUCCCUGUUUCCAGUUCCUAUGGAUCGCACCAACUACUUGAGUUGGAAAUCCCAAUUUGAAGAUGUAUUAGAGAUGCACGGCCUUGUUGCGAUUGUCAAGAACAAAACAGACCCACCCAAAGUGCAAGAUGAUGGCUCUGUGCACCCUGAGUUAGCUAGGGAUAAACUGGUCCUGAGUUGGAUCAAGGCAACUUCCUCCUCCUCCAUUAAGACACUUCUCAUCCCAUGUACCACUGCUCAUCAAGCCUGGACCAUGUUGGCCAAGCGUCUCUCACCUCUUGCUAGUACCCGUGUACGAAUUCUUCGAGACCAAAUUCGCACACUCAGAAAGGACAACAACACCACUGUAACUGAUUAUCUCAAUCAUGCCAAAUCACUCUUUGAUUCCCUCACACAAGCUGGUGCAACAAUGGAUGAUGAUGAACUCAUCAGUUAUGUCCUGGAUGGACUUGGCCUUGAAUAUAAAGAGUUAGCCACAACCCUUCAUCUGCAUCCUGAUAUUGAUUUCGAUCGAUUCUACGAUCUAGCUCUAAGAGAAGAGCAUCUACAGAAACGAAU